Molecule: messenger RNA, 1482 nt
Organism: Fraxinus pennsylvanica
Lineage: Eukaryota; Viridiplantae; Streptophyta; Magnoliopsida; Lamiales; Oleaceae
Source: the annotation of a GenBank genome assembly
AUGACAUUUGUGGAGUCACCUCUUCAUACUGAUGCUUCGGAAGGCCGUACCGGACUUGCCCUUGUUGUACUCUUGAGGCUAAAGCCGUCGCUUGGGAAGAAAUUGUACCUUGAUUGUCUAUGUCCACUGCACCUUGCUUUGGGUAAUGGACACUCCUACACUGUGAGACGACUCGUCAAGCAUGAUCCGGAGCUCAUUCGUGUCCAAGGGAGGGAAGGGAUCACUCUUUUGCAUUACGCAGUGGAAAAAGAGGAAAUUGAUCUUUUGAUUUAUUUUCUUCUCAUAUGUCCACAAUCAAUAUUUGACUUGACCGUUCGAGAUGAGACUGCUGUGCAUAUUGCUGUAAGAAACGAAAACUUAAGAGCUUUUAAGGUUUUGUUUGGUUGGGCUAGGAGGGCCGAUAAGAUGUCAAUGAUGCGAUGGAGAAACCAGGAAGGAAAUACCCUGAUGCAUCUUGCAGCAUUAACAAACCAACCGAAGGUUAUGAAGUCAUUAAUCAGGUAUGUGCAUGUGAAUGAGAAGAACUUAGGAGGUAAGACGGCGUUGGAUAUCCUAGAACCUGAAAAUGUAGAAGCAAGGAAAAUUUUAAUAAGCGCAGGAGCUAAAGAAGGUUCCUCACUUGUCGAUGAUGCCACCAGUUGUGAAAAUUAUUUGAACUCACAUGCAAUGAUUUCAGAAUAUCUUCUCAGAUUGGGUGCUUACAUGGAGUUCGGUUUGUCAGGGGAUAUGCGAAACGCAAUGCUAGUAGUAGUUGUGCUUGUUGCAACUGCUACGUUUCAAGCCAUUCUCACUCCCCCUUCUCCGAUUUCUGACAAUGAUACCACUCAUGUUUUUCCCAGCAUCACAUCUGUUUAUAAUGAUACUACUUCAGCCAAUUCAACUAGCACCAACUUCAACAAAAUAACCACAAGACUGACAAAAUCGAGUAUAAUUUAUAACUCAAUCGCAUUUGCUAUUGCAAUGGGAACGUGUGCAAUACUUACACUUAAUCGACUCCAAAUAUUUCUCUCGCUACCUCUUGGUCUAUUUUCGGUGACCUAUGUAGCAUUGGCAUAUGGAAUAUACUCAGGUCCUUUUAUCUAUGUUGCAGUUCCGUCAAUAUUCAUUCUGCCUUCCUUGGUGAUACUUCCCUGGUUGAUCAUAGCGUGGAAAGGGAGAAAAAGCAGUGAUUUCUACCACGAAAUCAACCUUGAUGAGGCGAAAUUUCUCAUAUUUGUGGAAUCAGAUGACAACAUCGAUCUUUUGAUUAGAUUUCUUAUCAUAUGCCCGUCCUCAAUCAAGGACGUGACCAUUCCAGUGCAUAUUGCAGUCAGAAACAAAAACUUAAGAGGUUUUAAGGUUUUGCUUGGUUGGGUUCGUAGAAGUGAUGACACAGCAGUUUUGAGAUGUAGAGAUGAGGAAGGCAACAGUUCUGCAUCUUGCAGCUUUGACUCAUCAGCUGCAGUUAUUAUCUUGAUUGCAGAAGUUCAAAAAGGUCAUUAA